UUUUUAAAAAGGUCAGAGGCGACGAAUGUUGGAGAAGAUACAGCAAGUUUACCCGUGGCACAAGAUGAGACUUUCUUUCCAUCCCGGGGUCUCACAGCUCACCCUCCUCUCCCUCGCCCUCCUCUGCCCCGUCCCAUGGGCCGUCACAUCGUACCCCCACUCCCCCACCGCCCUCCUGCCCACAGUAGACGGACCUGACCUAGAAACUGCCUUGUUGCAGCUCCAGGCUGCUCUGGAGGACCUGAGGGAUGACGAGAACCUCCAUACUGAAGCCUGGGCUGUGUGGCCCCAAGACCCCCGGCCUGUCCUGCCGCAGCGAAGGGAAGAGGAGGAGGAGAAGGAGGCGCUGCUGAGGGCCCAGAGAGGAGACCUGAUGGCCCGGCCGCUGAUGCCCUUCCCCGGGGGUUACUUGUUGGAGAGCAUGCACUAUCAGGAGGGAGGAGAGGGGGAGGACGGGGGGAAGAGGAACGAAGCUCUGACCUCCAUCGCCGGAGGGCUCCAAGCUGUCAGCCGGGAGAAAGGAGGAUUCGGCUUCCGCUUUGGGAGGAAGAGAUGGACUGACAGGGGAUGGAGGGAUGAAGGGAGGGGGAGCACGGAGGAGGACAAGUGGAACUGAAGAGCGACAGGUUUCAACAAGAAGGAGUAGAGGAGUUUAAUAGAGUAGAGGAGAUAAAGAGGUUGAAUUCAGUAAAAAUAUGAGGGUGGUGAUACACUCAGCAACUGUUUUAGGCAAUAAACAACAGGGUCAAAAACACAUUAAAAUGAAUUAUGGCAACCAAAUGUUGCUAGAAAAGUUGCCCAGUGGAUCACUGCCUUUAAAGAUAAGAAGCAGUACAGGUUGCACUUAAGUUUGAGGAAUAUUUGAAAGAACAGAAAAGCAGAUUUUAGUUAAUGCUCAGAACAACAUGACUUACACAAACAAGACUAAAUGCAAGAAAACAAAUGGAUAAAAUGUAUAUGCUUGAAUAGUGUUAUAUUAAUUGAACGCUGCAAACAAUUUCGAAAGACAGCAGUGAGAGACUUGUUUUUCAGUGCAUGUAUGAAUGUACCGAUAGACGAACGGCAGGCAGCGUGUUCACUCAUCGUCAGCGUCAGAUGUUAACU
Molecule: messenger RNA, 1104 nt
Organism: Thunnus maccoyii (southern bluefin tuna)
Lineage: Eukaryota; Metazoa; Chordata; Actinopteri; Scombriformes; Scombridae
Product: pyroglutamylated RFamide peptide
Exons: 2
Coding region: 26-616 (196 amino acids)
Molecular function (GO): orexigenic neuropeptide QRFP receptor binding
Source: RefSeq, a predicted model, not a curated record